Gryllus bimaculatus (two-spotted cricket) is the source of this 518-nucleotide messenger RNA. The record is from the annotation of a GenBank genome assembly. Lineage: Eukaryota; Metazoa; Arthropoda; Insecta; Orthoptera; Gryllidae.
AUGGAGUUAGAUCUGGAGAAUGUGCUGGAAACUGUCAGAUCACUUCAUCCUAUUCAGUGCCAUGGAAUAUUGUCUUCAAGGGCUCUGGAGAGGACAAAGAGUUCCGAUGUUUCCAGCUCCAGAUCUAACUCCUUUGGACUUCUACCUAUGGGAUUGGCCAUAGAUGUCCAUAAGGGUAGGAAUGGUCUCACCGCUGUGGCGUGAACCAACACCUAGAUAUACAAGGCCUUAGCUGUCAUUCAAGAUGGCCGCCUAAGAAGACAAUACAAACAAAUGCCAAGUAAAAGUGAGAUCACCAGACGAAGAUAAUAUAGUUCUGCACAAACCAAGAGACUGCAUUUUUCAUGUUCUCUGUUAAGUUGUUCGAAUUUGAAUAUGCUUUUCUUAUUUUUCCACUGACAAUACAUAUCUAAUUUCUGAAAUAUUCCACUUUUGUAAUAAUAUAGUGCAAUGAACAAAGCUUAAGGAUUUUUUUCUUUUGCCAAACUUUCGUUUUGCUUCAGAGAUAAAACAAAUAC